AUGGCCAGCAAGGGUUGCAGAAUGGUGGUGCGACCUCACCACAGCAGCCUUCUUGAUCAAAAUCAACCGUCCCUUCCACCUCCGAAACGACCAAGGCUCCUCGAUGGAUGCGAAUACCCUAACACUCGCAUAUGCAGUGGCCGCGAACCAAUAACAGUGCCUCCCCGUCAGCACAUUGUAGUCACCGCCCUCGUUAGUAGUAUUCCUGAGAAUUUGAGCAAGAUUAACAACGUUCAAAGAACCCGAGUUGAACUUGAGAGACCAAAGUGGCAACGGAAGGUCGCCGCCGCCGCUACUACUACUGCUGCUACUGCUUUUGCUGCCACUGCCAUGGCUGCUGGGGCUCAAAGACGACUUCGACGAACCCCAUCGACUAAUGAUAACCUGGUCCUGCCCUGUCUGGCGCUCGGCGAUGAGUCGAGUCCGUUCCUUGGUAUCAGUUCGUUCGAUAAUGGCUUGGAAGUACUCGUGCACGACCGACGAACGGAGGUUUUUGACGUGUGUAACCGAUCUGACCACACAAUCCUUGUAGGUCUGGGGGGACUUAGAGAGGUAGGAAUACCAGUUCCAUGUGUUGAUUGUCUCUUCCCUCUUUGUGAAAAGAUAUGGGAUGUCCGCCAUGUUAGCAGAGUUCAAUGGACUGCCAGUUGGGAAGAAACUUUAUGA
Messenger RNA from Aspergillus oryzae RIB40, 666 nucleotides. RefSeq lists its product as uncharacterized. Bases 1 to 666 code for a protein of 221 amino acids. The record is from RefSeq and is a predicted model, not a curated record. The transcript has a single exon. NCBI's taxonomy places the organism in Eukaryota, Fungi, Ascomycota, Eurotiomycetes, Eurotiales, Aspergillaceae.